This is a messenger RNA of Caenorhabditis elegans, 1023 nucleotides long. It is a transcript of the gene F58E6.5, whose product is annotated as Major sperm protein. The transcript has 3 exons. The record is from RefSeq and is marked reviewed. NCBI's taxonomy places the organism in Eukaryota, Metazoa, Nematoda, Chromadorea, Rhabditida, Rhabditidae. Bases 52 to 966 code for a protein of 304 amino acids.
CUUGUUUCGAAAUAAUCGAAAGCAUCGGAUCACCAUUUUGAUCAACUGACAAUGACAACUGCACCAGAUCUCACGAAGGUGGUUUUCAACCCGUCCAAGUCCGUGACGUUUGCUCCAGUUGAGAAGAAACAGGCUGUUUCGAUUGAGGUGAUUAACAAUUCUACUAGUGAUGUGGCAGUCAAAUUCAAGAACACUGGACCAAAUGUCUACAAGACACAACCACCUCAAGCGAAGAUCGGAGUCGGAGAGAAGAAAGUUUUCAAGUGCAUCUUCAAAGGGCUUCCCAAGGAAAAGUGCAAGACUAAUGACAGAUUCACCGUAGUCUACAUUGCUGCUUCAAAGAAUGUAGUUAUCGAAAAAGCAUGGAAAAAUGCGCACAAAACUUGUACAAUGAAGCACAAGAUUGCCAUUCUUUUCCAAGGAGUCAAUGAUCAGAAAGAGAACGAAACACAGCAACCAACGAAUAACGACGACGAUGAGGACAAGGAUCGUCAAGGACAGUUGCGUUCGAAGAGUAAGGUCGAGACUGCAAAGGGCAAGAAGGCGACUGUGGUGAUGUUCGUGAGAAAGGAGGGUGAUUCUGUAUCGGAUGAGGAAGAUGACGAAGGAGCUGUCGAAGGAGCUGAGCAUACAAAUCCUGCUGGAGUUGCUACUUCUAACGAAGCUGGAAACAUGAGCGAGCUCCGUACAACUCGUCCUGCUGGAGCAUUUACUGGAGUUGUUGCCUCAAACGACAAUCCUAUGAGCGAACUCCGCACUACUCGUCCAGCUGGUAAUUUCUCUGGUCAAACAGCUUCAACUCCAGGAGGAGCUGUGGAUCCGAAAAGCAUGGGGCUCAAAACCACUCGUCCGGCCGGAGCAUUCACUGGUCAGGUGGCUUCGAAUGGAUCGACUGAUGGGCAAGAAUUGAGAACAACCAAACCAGCUGGAACAUACGACAAUCCACAGAAGAAAAAUCAAAAGUGAACUCUAUUUGUAAAUGUGAAAAGGAACCCAGAACUUGAAUGAAUUUUUAGAAAUGAG